Molecule: messenger RNA, 727 nt
Organism: Capsicum annuum
Lineage: Eukaryota; Viridiplantae; Streptophyta; Magnoliopsida; Solanales; Solanaceae
Product: putative germin-like protein 2-1
Exons: 2
Coding region: 1-702 (233 amino acids)
Cellular component (GO): cell wall
Molecular function (GO): manganese ion binding
Source: RefSeq, a predicted model, not a curated record
AUGCUUCCGGCACCAAGUUAUUUUUCCGAAAUUACUUCUUUCAAUGUAUUAUCUGGGUCUCGAUGGCUUCCAUCUCAUACAGAAGUUCACGAGAAAGACAUUUUACAGUGUAAGAUCACUGAUUUAGUGAGUUUUCUCACUGUAUUUUCCUUUUCCAUUGUUUCAGUUAAGGUAAAUGGUUUAGCUUGCAAAGAUCCCAAGUCAGUCAACGCAGAGGAUUUUUACUUCAGUGGCCUACAUUUGGCUGGAAACACAUCAAACGCUUUUGGCUCUAAGGUCACUGCUGUUAAUGUAGCUCAAGUUCCAGGACUGAACACUCUUGGUAUCUCACUGGUGCGCGUCGACUAUGCACCGAGGGGAAUUAAUCCUCCUCACACUCACCCAAGAGCUACUGAAAUACUCACCGUCCUUGAAGGUUCUCUUCAAGUUGGUUUUGUAACUUCAAAUCCUGAAAAUCGCCUUAUUACUAAGGUCCUCAAAAAAGGCGAUGUGUUUGUUUUUCCGAUUGGACUUGCUCACUACCAACGCAACAUGGGAUAUGGAAAUGCUGUUGCUAUUGCUGCUUUGAGUAGCCAGAAUCCUGGUGUUAUAAGCAUUGCUAAUGCAGUUUUCGGAUCAGAACCAGCUAUCGAAACAGAUAUUCUUGCCAAGGCUUUUCAAGUGGAUAAAAGCGUAGCCGCUCUAAUACAAUCAAAAUUUUAAGCUGCAAGUCUACUUAAUAACAGAC